This is a messenger RNA of Ceraceosorus bombacis, 1214 nucleotides long. NCBI's taxonomy places the organism in Eukaryota, Fungi, Basidiomycota, Exobasidiomycetes, Ceraceosorales, Ceraceosoraceae. The record is from the annotation of a GenBank genome assembly.
AUGGAAGGGGCAACGACGGCGCAACAGGAUGCUUCCGCUCCCUGGAAGUUUGCCCAGUGCUUUGGUGACAAGGGAGAGGUGGAAGAUAUCACAGAGGGUGAGCGCGUGCGCGCUGAUCGUCUUGCUCACACGCUCACGCUCACGCUCGCGCCCGCGUCUGCCCACCAGCCGACAUCAUCUCGACUGUCGAGUUUGAUCAUACCGGCGACUAUCUCGCGACCGGGGACAAGGGCGGCAGAGUGGUGCUGUUUGAGCGAAACGAUUCCGUGAGUGGGCGUCGCGAGCGGCAGCUUUGCGCUCGCGCGACUGAAUGCGUGCCCCCCCUUGCGACGACAGAAAAAGGGCUGCGAGUACAAAUUCCACACCGAAUUUCAAUCUCACGAGCCGGAAUUCGACUAUCUCAAAUCGUUGGAGAUUGAGGAAAAGAUCAACAAGAUUCGGUGGUGCAGGCGUCAAAAUGCCGCCCACUUUUUGCUAUCCACGAAUGGUGAGGGGGGGCGAGGGGCGGCAUGACGUUUCGUCUGCUCACACGGCGUGACGUUUCAUCUGCUCACACGUCGCCGCGCUCACACGCUCACGCUCACGCUCACGCUCACGCUCACGCCCACAGACAAGACGAUCAAGCUGUGGAAAGUAUUCGAAAAGAGCUUAAAAGUGGUGGCAGAGAAUAACUUGUCUGGCGAUCGAUUUCAGAGCGCGCAUGCAGCAGCGACCUCUUCAUCAUCCUUGCACCCAUCCCUCGCCCCAACGCCCACACCUCUGGUGGGCAGCGGGGCCAACUUGAGGAUGCCGACAUUGACGCAUCACGAUACCAUCGUCGCUGCAGUGCCGAGGAAAAUCUACGCCAAUGCGCACGCAUACCACAUCAACUCCAUCAGCGUCAAUUCGGAUGGAGAGACGUACAUUUCAGCAGACGAUUUGCGCGUCAAUCUGUGGAAUCUCAACAUUUCCGAUCAGAGCUUUAGUGCGUGCGGGCGCGGGCGCUCACUCUCUCGCUCUCUCUCACGCUCACUCUCUCGCUCACUCUCUCGCGCCCCGCAGACAUUGUCGAUAUCAAGCCGGUAAACAUGGAGGAACUCACAGAAGUCAUCACCGCCGCAGAAUUCCAUCCCAUCAAUUGCAAUCAUUUCGUCUACUCUAGUUCCAAGGGGACCAUCAAGCUGGCAGACAUGCGGGAUUCGGCACUUUGCGAUCAGCACGCCAAGCGUGAGUAG